Messenger RNA from Klebsormidium nitens, 732 nucleotides. The record is from the annotation of a GenBank genome assembly. Lineage: Eukaryota; Viridiplantae; Streptophyta; Klebsormidiophyceae; Klebsormidiales; Klebsormidiaceae.
AUGGAUGAGCAUGAGGUCGUGGAAGCAAUCAGGGCGAAGACAGGGUCUGCCGAUGCGAACGGGUGUCUUCCAUGGUUGGGACGGUUGGAUGUGAAUGGUUACCGCACCUUGAGGAAGAGUGUGAAUAAAAAAAUGCAGCAGACCAACGUGCGGCGCUUUCUCUGGGGCUUCAAUCAUCCGGAUGAGCCCCUAGACAAGUUUCAUAAAUGCAAGGUGAUCUGUGAGAACAACAAGUGCGUCAAAGUCGAGCAUCUCCGGAGAAUGCCUCUGAAAGAGGAGAAGUCGUCCGCGAUCAUCUGGGCGAGACUGGAGAAGCGUGGGGUGCGGCUCGGCAACGGGUGCCUGGUCGCCGAGAAAGCGUAUGAAAAAGUCAGUCUCCGUGGUGUGAUGAUGGGGAUCCACAAAGCGUCCUAUAUGCUUCACAAGAGCCUGGUGGAAAGUCCCACGGAGCAAGACGAGAACGGAGUGCCGCUCGUAUUGCGACACCUGUGCAACGACUCGCGCUGUUUCGAACCGACUCAUCUAGCAUACGGUACUCUGCGGGAGAACAAUUAUGACGACAAGAUCGCUAACGGGACACUGCCGAGGGGUCCGAAGAAUCACAAUGCCAGUAUAUCGGAAGAACUCGCCCGUCGAAUCAAGGACUCGAAGCCCACGACGAGGAGGGGUCAAGCGGGCCACGAGACUGCAAUUGAGCGCGCGAAGCGUUUUGGAGUACAUAUUCUCGUCUGA